AUGGCAGCCGGAAUAAUGCAAUCCAUUGACGAAAAAGUCGAUGAGGAUUUUUUGUUCUUUUUAGAACAUUUUAAAAGAGCUUUUAAUACCUUAAGAUCCCCAAGUGACAAAGAAAUAUGCAGUAAAUGGUUAGACAAACUCGCGAUCGAAACAUAUAAGACUACAAAUGAAAAACAAACACGUAAUAUAUAUUUAUCGCAACUGAUUUUAAAUAUGGAUGGCCGUAAGCUCAGGUCUCCGUUCAACGAACCCCCUAAACCAGAAGCAUUGUCUCUGGAUGGCGUCUUUAAGGAAAUUACUACUAAACCUAGUUUAGAAGCGCAAAAAGAAAAAGAAAUUGAAGAAAACAAAAGUAAAUGGUCCCAAUUUGUUCGAAACCGAGAAAUGGAAAUGAUCGACUUAAAUCAUCUGUCGAACGAUGGACGAACUUACAUAGCGUGCAAAACUUUGGCUGAAAAUUCUGGUUUAUUCGCAUACAUAGCUGUAACGAUGGGUGAUACGAAAAGCGGAUGGGUUAAUACGUGUGGUCAACCGAUACCCGCGCCUCAAGUAAAGCCAUUAGACUUAAAAGUAGACUUGUCUAACGUACAGAAUAAUAAAAGUGGGCAGGAAAACAGAAUGUUUCAAUUAACGGCCCAAAUUAAAUCAAUUUUGCUAAAACGAAAAGCUCCGGAAGUUCGAAUAUUAACUUACGAGUUUUUCAAAAAAGUAUACAGCAGUAUCGAACAAGAAAUGUUGAAAGAAGAUGAUCCUAGCAGUACUGCUUGUCACGAUCCUUACGUCGAGAAGCUGCUCGAAAAACUAAUAAUCGAGAGCAAAGGAUGUGAAAACUUCUACCCACAUCUAUUCAAAAAAAUUAAUAUGCUAUCAACGUUGAAAAAAAGAGUAAAGAAUAUACUACGAGAUAUCGAGGAGCGUAACAACAAACUUUCCGAAAUAGAAGUUGCUUCGACAACUUCAAUACUUACUUUAACCAGUCCGGCAUCCACCUGUUCGAACUCCGUGUCCGAAAUGAUGUGGGAGAGAGCUUUAGCGGAAAAACCCACUAAAGAGGUUACCAAUGCACUAGAUAAGACAUAUCCCGCUUGUUUAGUUCAAAAGUUCUUAUCUAUAUUGGUGAGGGAACGCCAAAAAAUUGUUCUCCGACUUCUGGAAAAACAAGAGAAUCUCAUAGUGGCCAUGAGAAGAGAUCUACAAACCGAAAUAAAACGUGGAAUACAGUACUAUAAGGUUGCCAGGAGAGAAUGGAUGAACGCCAUGCGAGUGAUAAUACAUUACAACAAAAUAAAAGCAAGUCUUACCGAAAAAGGCAAUGUAUGCAAUUCAAACAAAAGUGAUUAUCUAGAUGAUGCGAUUCGCAAGGAAAUCAACGACACUAGAAGACGGCUGGAGAAGAUAAACGGGAAAAACGAUAGGUUACAAGAUGAUAUUUGCGAGUUGAACAAGACAUUACACGAGAUGAUGGAAAAAAUUGAUACGGAACAAGUACAGACCGAAGAUCUGUUGCGUGAUUUUCAAAACGAAAUAAACAGCGAAAAAAAUCUAAUAACGGAAAGGGCUCAAACUAUCGAUCAGUUAGGUGGGAUGUUACAAGCACGGGAAAAAUGUAUUAUUUAA
This is a messenger RNA of Myzus persicae (green peach aphid), 1617 nucleotides long. RefSeq lists its product as uncharacterized. The record is from RefSeq and is a predicted model, not a curated record. Lineage: Eukaryota; Metazoa; Arthropoda; Insecta; Hemiptera; Aphididae. The coding region runs from base 1 to 1617 and encodes 538 amino acids. The transcript is spliced from 8 exons.